Molecule: messenger RNA, 237 nt
Organism: Thelazia callipaeda (thelaziosis nematode)
Lineage: Eukaryota; Metazoa; Nematoda; Chromadorea; Rhabditida; Thelaziidae
Source: the annotation of a GenBank genome assembly
AUGGGACUGGCUGGUAUGAUUGCAACAGGUACAGUGGCUACAACUGCUAUUGCUAUGACGGCUGUUUGUGUACCUUUUAUCACGCCAGGAUUGCGUAAAAUCUGCAUACCUUAUGUUCCAGCCACACCUCGACAAAUGCAAAAUAUUGCCACAGCGUUAGCAGCAUGUCCGACUGAAUUUUCUCCUCUUGUCGAUUUGGGUAGCGGCGAUGGACGUGUUUCUAAGCCUAUUGUCUGA